CCUGAAACACGCCGGUGGAUUCUUAGAUUCAUCUUCAGCUCGGGUGUUUUUGUUAAUUCCCGUCAUUUUUCCAACUGAAAACACAUUUUAAAGCCGAGAUUAUAGAAAAUGCGAGAGAGCAGCUGCUCCUGUCAGCUUUACCUGGAGAGUUUGUCUCACACAGGCGAAUGAGGAGUUUCUGGAGGCGUCAUGGAAGUUGUUGUGAACGCCAGAGAAGACUGUGAAGAUUCAGCCGGAGAUCUUCUGGAAGAGGAGGAUGGAGGAGGAGGAGGUGUUGAGCUGAUGGAGUUACGGCUGAGUGGAGGCUCGCCGUGGGGCUUCACGCUCAGAGGAGGACUGGAGUAACACGAGCCGCUCAUCAUUACCAAGGUGGAGGCCGGAAGUGGAGCGGCGCUGGCUCGAGUCCGGAGCGGGGAUCAGAUAGUCAGCGUUAACUCAGUUCUUCUCAGCGGUUACAGACUGGAGGCCAUUUGUCUGGUUAAAAGCUCACAUAAGACGCUCUCUCUGGGAAUAAAACGGAGGAAUGAAUCAUCAUGUAGACCCCAUUCGUGGCACUCUGCUAAAUCCACAGAUAACCCCACCACAGACAGCCCUAAAUCUGAACCCAGCCCUGCACCUGACUCCACUUGGCAGACAAAAUAUGAUGCAGGGUCACCCACAAAAGAAUUCACCAGCUGUUGGGGACAGACCAAUCUGCGACAAGUGUCCUGCCAGGUCAGCUCAGUGGGAAAUAUGGAAAGUGUAGAGCCCUCAUCUCACGCUUUCUCAAAAGAGCAGCCGUCAAGCAAACCCAAUGGUGGAGAAGAUCACCCAAUGUUUUUAUCAGGCACAACUGACCACAGUUCACCUCGGGGUGUUGCUCCCACAGAAGAGAUUUUUUACAGAGGCGUUCCCAACGAUACUGAAGUUCCCAAUGACUGCCACAGAUACCUGCAGAUACCCAUGGGCAACGGGGGACGCGUGAGUCCCAGUGUGGAGGAGCAAGCUAGCUCCAAAUUCUCCUCCACUUGGAGAUCCAACCAUAGACCUGUGUGGCAUAUUCCUGAGAGCAAGAUGACCACUAUUCAAGCUCCUCCUGCUCCUCCACCUCCCUUGCGUAGUGAUAGUUUCACUGCCACCAGAGUUCAUGAGAAGAGCUUGGUGGGAUCGUUCCCUGAAGGCAUAUCUGUAUAUCCACAACAGAAACCUCACUGCAGAGCUGUGGACCAACAGUUGGAUGGUGAAGCGAGACACAGCUACAACACACCUCCAAAGAAGGACUUCUUUCAGCCGUAUCUUUCGGUUGAAGACUAUCCAAAUAAGCUAAAACCUUCCAAACCCUUUUCCCUGUCAAGCACUGAUGUAAGACAAGGGCAGAACCCAUUUACUUACGAGCUUCAGCAUCAGAGACAGCAUAGUGAUGAUAGUCACUUUUCGGUGUACCCUAACGGUACAAGUUCACCAAAUACCCAGAGUGUUGGGAGCUACUACCGAAGCCUUCAAGAUUUACCCACCAACGCUGGCAGUCGAAACAAAGCCAGAACCAGCAUGGCAUUCGACCCCAAUUAUGAGGGCCAGGCUCAUUUCCGUUACUACUGCAUCACUGCUCAGCAGCCAUCCCUGAAAUCAUCUACGCAGGGUUGGAUAGGAGAUGAACGAAGGUCGGAAAUGGGAACCACUCAAGGUGCUACAGACAGAAGCUUGGUUGGUCCUCAAAAGGCUGUGAAGACAAAGUAUCCCCAACUCAAUCUACCUGAGAACAAGAGCUCCAACGGUUACAGCAAACAGGCCAUCAGUCCUCCAUCUCAAGCCGCGUCCCCUGUACCAAAUCAUGUGAUUUCAAAGUCCAGCUCUGGGGAAAGAGAGACUCAAAAGAAGAAAGAUGGAGGUAAGCCACAGCCUUCCAGGCACGUACCAAAAAAACAGAUUGAGCAGAAUAACCAAAUGUCCACUCAACACCUGGAUAAUCCAUGGAUCAGCAAGCAGGAUCACAAGAUCUGUCCACACAAGACCCCCAUGUUGCACUCUCUGGCCCAAGAGAGCAAGAUGGCAGAAAAAAUGAUCGUAACAGCCAAAGCAGGUGGUCAAGAAUCAACUGAUGCGAUCGGUGGUAAACAGGGAAGAAGGAGUGACCGCUACGCCACAACUCUACGCAACGAGAUCCAACAGAAGAGGGAUCAACUUCAGAAAAGCAGAAGUGCAGCUACCUUGACCUGCUCAAGUGAAGUUGAGGAUGACUCUGACAUCUGGAAGUCUAAUGAGACCUCCACAUCGUCUUCGGAUGGUUCCUUCACCAACACUUACAAAGAUCAUCUGAAGGAAGCCCAAGCCAAAGUUCUGAAGGCCACGUCAUUUAUGAGGAGGGACCUGGAGCUCCCUGGGAACGAAUCUGCAUCGGAUCAACUUCCCAAAAGAUCUGGGCCUGUUAAUGGGCAGGUCUCCCGCAUUGGGGGGCGUAAACGGUUUCCCGUGGAUAAAAAGAUACAUUCCUUCUCUGAACCGGACAAGAUCAAUAAAAUAGGAGUUGAGGAUAAAGCAGGGUCAUUUGUAGACCGAUACAAGUUCUUUGAGAGUUCCUGCAAAGCAGUUCUCCAAAAGCCCAUUCCCAAGCAGUCCCUCCUCAGUCCCAAUGAAGACCACAUUGAGAGAAAGACUAGAUUAACUGGAGACUGUGAAAGCAUCCAUCAAGCUCCCUUAAAACAAAGUAAAUCAAGCCAUGCUGACCUUAAUACAGAGGAGCAGCAACGGCUCGGUACGUUUGCUGAAUAUGAGGCUACAUGGAACAUGCAGAAAAAGCCAGUGGAAAGAAGAAUAACGGGCAGAUACCGUUCAGCGGAAAACAUCCUGGACUCAGGCUUGGAGGAAUCCAACAGCACAGUGUGUGUUCAUGAAAGAUCCCGUUCCUCCCCUUCUGCUGACUUCUACGGACAGGUAGAAGACUCUUUGGCAUCUGUGUUAACGGAUCCACAUUCCUUUCAGAAAAUCCCUCUGCCACCCAGAAAGUCUCCUGUAGAAUCUCAGCCUGAAGCCAAUGGCCAACAGGAGACCCGUAUCACCAGAGGAUCCGGAAGCGAGCACAGUCCACUCAACAUCUCCGAGCCGGUUACAAUGAACGUUCUGGAAAGUGUUGCUGUGUCUCUUGCCUCGAACCAGAGACCCAAACCUGACACCAAGCAGCCGGCAACUCUCUCUUCAAAUCAUCUCCAGGUUCCCAUGUCAAAGCAACGGCUUCCUAAAAACAAAGGUUCUGAACCGCAGAGGUCCGCCAAACCCACACAGCCGGAUGCCAUGUGCCCUACUAGAGCUUCCCAGGAAUUUAGGGUUCAGACCUCUUCACCUGAGCCAACUCAAGAGCCCCAAAGACUGAUUACUUCACCAUGUCCUGCACAACAUCUGGAGAGAGACAUACACCUGACUGCUGCACCAGAGGACGACCAGAGAUCAGACACCGAGGGAACGUUAUCUCAUACGCCACGUCUUUUAGCUCGUGCCUCUCCCAAGCUGAAAACUGAUCUGAUGGUAACCUCAGCCAGCAGAACACGUUCUCGUUCUCCUUCUCCUCAGUUCUAUCCACAGAGGCUCACAGAUCAACCACCUGCAACUGUGCAGAAAAAGGACCAAUGCAGGAGUAAGACGGAGGAAACAUCAGAGCCAAACACUGCUGGCCGGAAGGUCCCCAUACAGAUUGUCUGUGCAGAAAACGGUUCAGAGAGGGAAAACAGAAACUAUGUGCAACAUGGUGAAUCAUCCCGAAGCUCUGAGGUGCCUAAAACGGGCCAACUAAAAAAACCAGAUUCUCCAGAGAAAUCCAAGUCGCUGUUUAUUGCCCACGCCCAUCCAGAUCCCAUCAAAAACACAGAACAUCAGACGGUACUAGACAACACCGAGCCGAGAAGCAACGGUUUGACCGCACGCUCAGAGGAGGACCUGAAGCGAGAGGAGCUGGCCAGAGAUAUCAUGGGGAAGGACAAGAGUCUGGUGGACAUCUUGGAUCAGAGUAAGAUGAAGACUACGAUGGAUCUGAUGGAGGGAAUAUUUCCACAGGGGGAGCCGCUCCUGGAGGGAGCGCAGCAGAGGAGGAAAGCCAUCAACAAACAGACGUCUCCCAAAAACACACCGCAGAGAGUGGAGGACAGUUUGUCUUCGUCAGCGUCGUUAGUGAGCAGUUCGUCAUAUUACAGCACAUCUGCACCUAAAGCAGAGCUGCUCAUAAAGAUGAAGGACAUGCAGGAGCACAUGGAGGAACAGGAUUCAGAGGACGAACUUGAUUAUGACCUGUCCAACAAGAAGCAAGAGUUGAUUGACAGCUUAAGUAAGAAGCUGCAGGUUCUGCGAGAGGCGCGCGAGAGUCUUCAGGAGGACGUUCAGGAUAAUAAUGCUCUGGGAGAGGACGUGGAAGCCACCGUACAGACCAUCUGCAAACCCAACGAGCUGGAGAAGUUUCGCAUGUUCGUGGGAGACCUGGAUAAAGUGGUCAGUCUCCUGCUGUCUCUGUCCGGUCGACUGGCUCGCGUGGAAAACGCCCUCGACAACCUGGAGGAGGGAACGUCAGCGGACGAGAAGCACACUUUGACCGAGAAACGCAAACUGCUGAUUCGCCAGCACGAAGAUGCCAAAGAGCUGAAGGAAAACUUGGACCGAAGAGAACGUCUGGUUUAUGAGAUUCUGGCCAGUUACCUCAGCGAAGAGCGUCUGGCAGACUACCGGCACUUCGUCAAAAUGAAGUCAGCGCUCAUUAUUGAGCAGCGCAAACUGGAGGAUAAGAUCAAACUGGGCGAAGAGCAGCUCAAAUGUCUGAAGGACAGUCUGCCGCUGGACCAGAGACUUCUGUACUGAGCUGAUCUAGCCGGGACUGGUUCAGCAUGACCACACGAC
Rhinichthys klamathensis goyatoka is the source of this 4854-nucleotide messenger RNA. It is a transcript of the gene shroom2b, whose product is annotated as shroom family member 2b. The transcript is spliced from 10 exons. Bases 733 to 4815 code for a protein of 1360 amino acids. Gene Ontology annotation, biological process: actin filament organization. Gene Ontology annotation, molecular function: actin filament binding. Gene Ontology annotation, cellular component: cortical actin cytoskeleton; apical junction complex; adherens junction. The record is from RefSeq and is a predicted model, not a curated record. Lineage: Eukaryota; Metazoa; Chordata; Actinopteri; Cypriniformes; Leuciscidae.